Molecule: messenger RNA, 9869 nt
Organism: Erpetoichthys calabaricus (reedfish)
Lineage: Eukaryota; Metazoa; Chordata; Cladistia; Polypteriformes; Polypteridae
Gene: lama2
Product: laminin, alpha 2
Biological process (GO): axon guidance; regulation of embryonic development; cell adhesion
Cellular component (GO): basement membrane
Molecular function (GO): signaling receptor binding; extracellular matrix structural constituent
Source: RefSeq, a predicted model, not a curated record
GUCUGGGCGGGCGGAGCGCGGCUGCAAGAAGUUCGAAGUUGUAGCCGCUACUUGUCUGACAUCCCCCACAGUCUCGGUGCGGCGCAAAGUAGAAGAAACUGCAUGAAACGGCAAUAUCCAGAAUGAAAUCCCUGCUCCUGGCUUUGACAUUAAUCGCGGCUCUGUGGGGAGGCAGCUGCGCACCGCAAAGAGGGCUUUUCCCAGCUGUGCUGAACUUGGCAACCAUGGCUGAAAUCACAGCCAAUGCAACAUGUGGUGAAAGUGGCCGUGAGCUGUAUUGUAAGCUGGUAGAACAUGUUCCUGGUCAACCGGUUCGAAAUCCUCAAUGUCGUUACUGUGAUACAAAGAGUAGCAACCCCUACGAACGACAUCCCAUCACACAUGCUACUGAUGGCACAAACAGAUGGUGGCAAAGCCCUAGCAUUCAAAAUGGUAUGGAUUUUCAUUAUGUCACCAUUACUCUGGAUCUUCGUCAGGUUUUUCAGAUUGCUUACGUUAUCUUGAAAGCUGCCAAUUCUCCUCGUCCUGGCAACUGGAUUUUGGAAAGCUCCAAUGAUGGUGUUGUCUUUAGACCAUGGCAAUAUUAUGCAAUCACAGAUUCCGAGUGUAUAUCCCGCUACGGUAUAUUUCCUCGGACUGGCCCACCAUCUUACACUCGAGAUGAUGAAGUCAUCUGCACUUCAUUUUAUUCCAAGAUCCACCCACUGGAAAAUGGAGAGAUUCACACAUCUCUUAUUAAUGGAAGACCCACAGCUGAUGAUCCAUCUCUCAUAUUGCUGAACUUCACUUCUGCCCGGUAUAUUCGUCUUCAGUUUCAGAGGAUCAGAACACUAAAUGCAGAUUUAAUGACCUUAGCUUACAAUGAUCCCCGAGAUGUUGACCCCAUUGUUACUCGACGGUAUUACUAUUCAAUCAAAGAUAUUUCAGUUGGCGGCAUGUGCAUCUGCUAUGGACAUGCAAAAGCUUGCCCUUUGAACUAUUUAACGAAGAAAUUUACUUGUGAAUGUCAACACAACACCUGCGGAGAAAGGUGUGAUCGCUGUUGUCCAGGAUUCAAUCAAAAACCUUGGAUGGCGGGUACUUUUCUUACCAGACAUGUAUGUGAAAAAUGUAAUUGUCAUGGGAAAUCUGAAGAGUGCUACUAUAAUCAGACAGUAGCAGACAACAACUUAAGCCUAAACAUCCUGGGAAAAUUUGACGGUGGUGGUGUGUGUGUCAAGUGUGCCAACAACACGGCCGGAAUUAAUUGUGAGACUUGUAUUGAUAGCUUCUUCAGGCCAAGUAAGAUCUUCCCUGAUGUACCUAACCCCUGCGUUCCCUGUGAAUGUCACCCAGCUGGCUCACUGAAUAAUGUGUGUAUAAAAGACACAACUAAAACUGAAGGAGAUCUCCAGCCUGGUUUCUGUGGUUGCAAAGAUGGCUACAGUGGAGCAACUUGUGACAGAUGUGCUUUUGGUUUUAUUGGUUUUCCAAACUGCAUUGCAUGCAACUGCAGCAUUCAUGGAAGCUUGAACUCCGAUCCUUGUGUGGAGCCAUGUAUUUGCAAGAAAAAUGUGGAGGGAGACUACUGUAAUCACUGCAAACCAGGAUUUCUUAAUCUUUUGCAAGAAAAUGCUGAUGGAUGUGAGAAAUGUUUCUGUUCUGAUGUCUCAAGUGAAUGUUCUGGAUCACAAUGGGCAUACUCUAAUGUGAUGGACAUGACUGGAUGGGUGUUUGUGGGCUCAGAUGGUAUUAAAAAUCUUCCUGUCAUCCUUGAGUCCAAUAAUAUGAAUCUGCAAGUCCACCUUAACAGUGAAGAAAUACAAAGAGAGUCGCCUUUCUUUUAUUAUUGGAGUGCACCGCCUGCAUACUUGGGCAACAAGCUGGCAGCAUAUGGUGGAAAAUUUGCUUUCUCAGCUUCCUAUGACAUCAAAAGUGUGGACAAUAAUGUCCGAACUUUCACUCCUCUUGACAUUAUUAUCGAGGGCAAUGGAAGAAGACUCAGUAAUGUCAAAGAGGAAAUGGGGCUCUAUUCACCUGGAGCAAAUCUUCAAGUGAUUAAGUUUUACUACAAAAAAUUCAGACAUCUUGAAUCCUGGUUUCCUGUCAGUCGGAAGGACUUCAUGGCAGUCCUUACAAAUGUGUCCCAACUCCUGCUCAGAGUGACACACAGCAAUGAAGAGAACACCAUCUACAGGUUAAGUUCUGUGAGCCUUGAAGUAGCUGAUCCAUAUUCAAGAGGCACAGCUGUGGCAACAGCUGUUGAAAUAUGUCGCUGUCCUCCUGGCUAUGAAGGCACUUCUUGUGAAGUUUGUGGUACUGGGUAUCGAAGAAUUAAUGGAACUUUAUUGCAAGGAAUUUGUGAAAAGUGCUUAUGCUUUGGUCAUUCAGAUGACUGUGAUGACAUCACCGGAAAUUGUAAGGGUUGCAGGCAUCACACUGCUGGACCACAUUGUGACAUAUGCAUCCCUGGCUUCUAUGGUGAUCCAAAAAGGGGGACACCCACAGACUGCCAGCCCUGCGCCUGCCCACUUCUGAAUCCAUCAAACAACUUUAGCCCCACAUGCCACCUGGAUAAGAAAGGAGAGUUAAUAUGCGAUCAGUGUCUACCUGGAUAUACUGGGCCACGCUGUGAGAGGUGUGCUGAUGGGUACCAUGGCCGUCCUGCGGAGCCAGGAGGCUCUUGCCAACCAUGCGAGUGUAAUGGCAAUCUCGACUUGUCAUCCCCUGCGAGCUGUGACCCUGUCACAGGCGCCUGCCUGAAAUGCAAGGACGGAUUUAGCGGCCAGUAUUGUGAGAGUUGCUCAGACGGGUAUUUUGGAGAUGCUAUUAUAGCCAAGUCCUGUCAGCCAUGCCAAUGCAAUCACAAUGGCUCUAUGUCAGAAGUAUGUAAUGUUCAGACAGGCCAAUGUCAGUGUCGAGAACACGUCGUGGGCAGACAGUGUGAUGAAUGCAUGGUGAGUAUCAAUAUCUGCAAUUAUGGAAAGUGGGGCACGUAUAAUCUUCAACCUUCUAGAGGAUGUGUGCCUUGCAACUGCAACUCCUUUGGUUCCAAGUCUUUUGAUUGUGAUGAAAAUGGACAGUGCAUAUGCCAGCCUGGAGUAACUGGACAGAAAUGUGACCAUUGUGCUGUUGCGUACUACAAUUUUCAGGAAGGAGGUUGCACACCAUGCAGAUGUUCCCACAUUAGAAAUCACUGUGAUGCAAAUACAGGACAGUGCAUUUGUCCUCCUAAUACAAUUGGCGAAAACUGUGAUAGAUGUGCUCCAGAUUAUUGGGGUCAUGAUAUCAUCAGUGGAUGUAAGCCUUGUGACUGCAAUGUUAUGGGUUCCCAGUCUCUGCAGUGCAACCCUGAAACGGGUUGCUGUUUCUGUCAAACAGAAUUUACAGGAGAGAAGUGCAAUGAGUGCAGGACAGGAUAUCGAGACUUCCCACACUGUAUCUCUUGUGAGUGUUCUUUUGAGGGAGCCGCCCCGGAGACAUGUGACGAAACUCUAGCAACAUGUUCAUGUGCUGAUCGUACUGGACAAUGCACCUGCAAGCCAAACGUAGAGGGUGAGCAUUGUGAUAGGUGUAAGCCAGGCACCUUUGGACUAAGUGCAAAUAAUCCAUUGGGAUGCAGCAACUGCUACUGUUUUGGCAUUACAGCCACCUGCACCGAGGCAAAGGGACUAAUCCGUAUGUGGCUGACACUCAGACCUGACCAGAUGGUGCUGCCUCUGGUGGAUAAGGCAAAUCAAAGACGGACCACAAAUGGCAUUUCAUUCCAGUAUCCUGAAAUAGUUGCUAACAUAGAUUCUGUUACCCAGGACCUCUUGUCAGAGCCUUUUUAUUGGAAUCUGCCAGAGCAGUUUCAGGGCCGCAUGAUAACAGCCUAUGGUGGUAAACUGAAAUAUGCAAUUUAUUUUGAGGCGAGGGAUGAAAUAGGACGUUCUCAUUAUGAGCCACAGGUCAUAAUAAAAGGCGGCCCGGCCAAAGAUAAAACAAUCGUGCGCCAUAUGCCUGGACUCCAGAUUGGCCAGCUAACCAGGCAUGAAAUAGAAAUGACUGAGCACAACUGGAAAUUUCUUCACGAUGGCAGCCCCUUAACAAGAGAAGAUUUUAUGAAUGUUCUGUAUAAUAUUGAGUAUAUCUUGAUUAAGGCUUCUUAUGGAAACCUAAUGAGACAAACCAGAAUCUCAGAAAUCUCAAUGGAGGUGGCAGAAGAAGGCAAAAGCUUGAGGGAGAGUGAACGUGCUUAUCAGAUUGAGCAAUGUGACUGUCCCCCAGGAUAUUCAGGACUCUCCUGUGAGGAAUGUGCUGCAGGAUUCUACAGACUUUCUCCAAGAACACAAGGAGCAGCAUCUAGUAUUGGGAGCUGUGUCAGGUGUCAGUGCAAUGGACACAGUGAAAUCUGUGAUCCGGAAACAUCAAUAUGUCAGAACUGCCGCCACAACACAGUAGGAGACCGGUGUGAACACUGUGCUCCAGGUUUCUAUGGAGUUGUGAGGGGAGCACCCAGUGACUGCAAGCCUUGUGCUUGUCCACUUCCAACUCCCAGCAACAAUUUUAGUCCAAGCUGCGUCAUGGAAGGCUUCUCUGAUUUCCGUUGUACUGCCUGCCCUCCAGGCUAUGAAGGACAGUAUUGUGAAAGGUGCUCUCCUGGAUUCCAUGGUGAUCCAACGACUCUUGGUGGUUCAUGUCAGGAAUGUAAGUGUAGUCUAACAGGCUCCUUGCCUGUGCCUUGUGACCAGCUCACUGGACAAUGUACAUGUAGACCUGGAGCAACAGGACCAACCUGUGAUCUGUGCAUGGAAAGGCAUGUGUGUGAAUCUCAACAAAUCAUAUUCUGUGAUGAUGAAUGUACAGGACUCCUCCUCACUGACUUAGACAACCUGGGUCAAAUGGUGAUGAGCAUCAACUUAACUGGUCCACUGCCUCCACCUUAUAAAGUGUUGAACAGAUUUGAAAACACGACACAAGAGCUAAAGCACCUGCUGUCACCACAGAAAGCACCAGAAAGGCUUUUACAAUUGGCUGACCGUAACCUAAAAACAUUAAUAACGGAAAUGGAUGAGCUUUUAAGCCGGGCCACAAAAGUAUCUGCUGAUGGAGAACAAACAGAUGCAGAUGCAGCAAGAACUAAGAAAAGGGCAGACGAAGUUAAAAACUUUGUUCAGGACACUUUGCAAGCAGCUGAAGCUUUGAAAGAGAAAAGUCAAAAAUUAAAUGAAACUCUUGGGAUACAAGAUGGGGCUCACGAAAAAAGCCUGCCAGAGAUACGCAAGGAUGUAGAAAAGAUGCUAGCAGAAUUAAGGAAGAGAAGACUAGACAAACAUAAGCAUGCCUCCGAUGAAGAACUAGGUUUGGCAGAUGCACUUCUUCGCAAAGUUAAGAGGCUCUUUGGUGGUCCCCAUCAAACAACUGAGAACCUAAAGAAGGAAGUCGAAAGUAAAAUGACAGAUUACCAGAAUAAGCUGGACGACAUUGAAAAUCUUCUAAGGGAGGCCCAGGGAAAAAUCAGUCACACUAACCAGUUGUCUGCCGUCAACCAAAGAAACAUGACAGCCUUGGAGGAAAAAAGGCAGGCUGUCAAUGAUGGCAAGAAGGGCAUAGAAGACGUACUUGCUGAAGGAGAGAAUAUUCUUGGGGAAGCAAGUCAACUUUUGGAUGGCAUAAAUUCAGAAAUUGAAGACCUAGAGAAAAUUCAAAAGAACAUGUCACCACUUGGUAACCAGCUGAAACACAAAGUGGAAAAAAUCAGCAAAACUUUGCUGGAAAACAAUCUUCCAGAACUGGUCCUCCAAGCUGAAAAUCAUGCAGCUCAGCUGAAUGACUCAUCAGGCAUUCUAGACAGCAUUCUAGCAGAAGCUAAGAACCUAUCUUUCAAUGCCACUGCAGCUUUCAAAGCUUACAGCAACAUUAAAGCUUUUAUUGAUGAAGCAGAAAAGGUUGCCAAGCAAGCGAAGGCCCACGCAUCUGAAGCUGUGCAACUGGCUUCAGGUCCCAUGGGCUCACUAAAGGAUAAUGCGAAAGCCUCUCUGCAACGAAGUUUCAGACUUUGGAAUGAAGCUAAAAUGCUAGAUAAAAUUUUAAAAGAAAAUGGGGAUAAUCUGAAUAGCAUGCAGACAAGAGUGAAAGCUGCAAAACAAAAGCACAGUGAUUUGCUUAAACAUCUGAAUGAAGCCUUUAGGAAGCUAAAUGCAAUGACUAAUGAGACCAGUUCAAAACUACAGGCCGUCAAGGACAAGGCCAAGCAAGCUAAUGAAACAGCCAGCGAUGUGCUUGCACGAAUUAAGGAUAUGAACUUGAAUCUUAUGGGGUUGCAGAAAAAUUACAGCAAACUGGAAGAUGAUGUGAACAGAGCCAAUGCUAUAAUCCAGGAUCCAGCUAAAAACAUUAAUGCAGCGGGUGCUAAAGUUAACGAUUUGGAGAAGGAAGCUGACCGCUUAUUGGAAAAACUAAAACCAAUUAAAGAGCUUCAAGACAACCUGAAAAAGAACAUCUCCCAGAUUAAAGAACUCAUAAACCAAGCACGAAAGCAGGCAAACUCCAUUAAAGUCUCUGUUUCAUCUGGAGGGGAAUGCAUCCGAACUUAUCGACCUGAAAUUAAAAAGGGUUCCUAUAAUACGAUUGUCUUAAAUGUGAAGACAGCACAUCUCGAUAACUUGCUCUUUUAUCUUGGAAGUUCUAAAUAUACUGACUUCUUAGCCAUUGAGAUGCGUAAAGGAAAGGUUAACUUCCUUUGGGAUGUGGGGUCUGGGGUUGGCCGUGCUGAAUACCCAGACUUGAUCAUUAAUGAUGAGAACUGGUACAGAAUUGAAGCAUCCAGGAAUGGACGCAAUGGCAGUGUUUCAGUACGUGCUAUGGAAGGCAAAAAAGCAAGCAUAAUGCCAAGCAUUUUCCAUGGAGAGGCUCCUGAAGGUUACAACAUCCUAGAUGUUGGUGGCAAUACUUAUCUGUUUGUUGGUGGCAUAACUGGCAAAGCAAAGAAAGCAGAUGCUGUGAAAUCUUCAACUUUUUCUGGCUGCAUGGGAGAGACGUUUCUGGACAAACAACCAAUCGGACUCUGGAACUAUAGAGAGAGAGAGGGAGACUGCAAAGGAUGCGUAGUGAGCCCUCAGGUUGCAGAUAAUGAAGGGACAGUGCAGUUUGAUGGAGAGGGAUAUGCAACUGUGGGACGACCAUCCCGCUGGAACCCCAACGUGUCAACAAUAAUGUUUAAAUUCCGGACAUUCUCUACAAAUGCAAUUCUUAUGUAUUUUGCUACAACAGACCUGAAAGACUUCAUGAGUAUUGAGCUAAAUGAUGGACGUAUCAGAGCCAGUUUUGACCUUGGCUCGGGUACAGCAUCUGUAAUCAGCACACAGCGGCACAAUGAUGGCAAAUGGAAGUCGUUGACCCUCUCAAGAAUUCAAAAGCAAGCUAAUGUGACGAUAGUGGAUAUAGACACUAAUCAGGAAGAGAAAAUGGGCACUGUUUCUGGAGGAACAAAUUCUGGCCUCAAUCUUAAGGACAAUGAGAAGAUUUACUUUGGUGGUUUACCAUCUUUAAAAAGCGUCAGAGCCGAAGUAACCCUGAAGAAAUUUUCUGGCUGUUUCAAAGACAUUGAAAUUUCCAGGACACCUUACAACUUGUUAAGUAGCUCUGAUUACACAGGCCUUACAAAAGGAUGCUCAGUGGAGAACAUAAACACUGUCAGCUUUUCUAAGUCUGGGUAUUUGGAAGUGAAGCCAUUCUCCUUUGAUGUGGGCAGUGAGAUAACUCUAUCCUUUGCAACAAAUAACGACACUGGAAUCAUUUUAUUUGGCAGUGGGGGUGUUCCAGUACAACCAAGGAGGAAACGCAGGCAAGCUGGUCAGCCUUACUGUGCAGUCUUGCUGAACAAAGGCCGUCUGGAAGUUCUUGUUUACACUGGUUCCCGAGAUCCUCGUAGAGUAAUGAGGAAACCGGAGGAGGGAGCUCUUCAUGAUGGCAGGGAUCACUCUAUCAAAAUAGAAAGAAAAAAAGGGCUAUUUACAGUGCAAGUAGAUGAUGAGAAACCAAAAAUGCAGCACAGAAUGCCCAGUGAUCAGCCCAUAAUCAUGAAUAAGCUAUUCCUUGGAGGUGUUCCCCCUUAUAUCCAACCUGGAGUACUUCGAAAUAUUUCUCCUUUUGAAGGAUGUAUAUGGAACUUGAUAGUCAACACUGUCCCUAUGGACUUUGCCCAACCAGUGUCAUUUGAGAAUGCAGAAAUUGGACAAUGUGUCAGUCUGACUCCCCUCUUUAUGCCAGUCUCAGAGGAGACAGUCACCCAGGUCCCAGAGGAGAUCCAACCCCAACAUAUUCGCACUCCAUCCGCCCCCAUCGACCAGCAAAUAACACCUUCAGCUUCAGAUUCAAUUGUAGCUGAAUUCAGGAGUGCCAGCAUUGCCACUGCUCAUCACUUCACACCGAUUUCUUGUGCUGCUGGACCCGAGCCAAUUACUCUGCAGGAUGCAAUUCAGUUUGGUCUGUCCAGAAACAGUCACAUUGCUAUGGAAUUUAAUGAUACCACGGUCAAGAGCAGGUUAAUAAUUGAGUUUGAAAUUAGGACAGAAGCUGCUUCAGGUCUGGUAUUUUACAUGGCAAGAAUCAACCACGCAGAUUUUGCAACAGUUCAGAUAAAGGAGGGUAUUGCUCAUUUGAGUUUUGACCUUGGAAGUGGAAAUACAAGUACAUCUGUUUCCCGGAUCAUCAAUGAUGGCCAGUGGCACAAGAUUAGAGUAUAUCGGGAUAAGCAACGAGGCAGUCUUACAGUUGAUGGCCGAUAUAUCAACUCUACAAUUAGCCCUAAGAAAGCAGACAUCCUUGAUGUUGUUGGAAUGUUGUACGUAGGAGGCCUACCGGUGAAUUAUACAACAAGACGAAUAGGACCGGUGGUUUACAGUAUGAAGGCAUGUAUUCGAAACUUUAAAAUGGUUGGCUUGCUGCUGGAUUUAGACAACCCAACCUCGAGCUACAACAUUGGCAACUGCUUUGUUAAUCCAGAGAAAGGAGCCUACUUUAAAGGAACUGGAUAUGCAAAAACAGUGGGAGCAUAUAAAGUUGGCACAGAGCUGCUAAUAAAGUUUGAGUUCCGAACAUCAAAGAGUAAUGGAGUGUUGCUUGGAAUAAGUGGCCAAAAAAUGGAUGGUCUUGGCAUUGAAAUAGUUAAUGGAAAGGUACUCUUCCAUGCCGACAAUGGUGCUGGCAGAUUUAGCGCGAUAUAUGAACCAGUUUUCCAAGGUGAAUUGUGUGAUGGACAAUGGCACACAAUAACAGCAAAUAAGAAGCACCACCUAUUAGAACUUACAGUGGAUGGAAAAGUAGUUGAAGGACAGAGCUCUAAUGUGGCUUCGACAUCAGCUGACACGAACGACCCUGUUUUUGUUGGAGGAUAUCCAGAAGGGCUAAACCAGUACGGAUUGACAACUGAUACACCAUUCACAGGAUGCAUAAGGAACUUGGAGCUCAUCAAGGGCUCAGAAGCUCAGAAAAUAGACUUCACUAAAGCACUUGCACUCCAUGGUGUCCAUCCUCUGACAUGUCCAACAAAUUAACCUUCUUCAACAUUGUGUAAAUCAUGUAAAAAUAUUAAAGCAAGAAAAUAAACAACUGUUCAAACAUUAUAUUAAAUUGCUAUGUUAACAUGUUUGUUCUGUACUUAAUUGCUGAAAGUGUCAGUGUUUUAUUCAUUUUCUGUUUUAUAUAAAGGAAAGUGUAAAAGUGGAGAACAUUAGAAGAGUGUUGAAUAAGCAAAUAUGAUGUAAAAAUAGUUUUUUGAGUACUCUAUAUAUGCUUAUGUGGUCAGGGCUUUGUAGAUUAAUGUGCAUGGAGAGAUUCUUGCCCUGUAGUUAAAAUGUAUGCUUUGCAUUAAUAUCUAAAGGCAUUAAAUGACUCCUUACACUCUU